This is a messenger RNA of Pyrenophora tritici-repentis Pt-1C-BFP, 1353 nucleotides long. RefSeq lists its product as uncharacterized. The record is from RefSeq and is a predicted model, not a curated record. Lineage: Eukaryota; Fungi; Ascomycota; Dothideomycetes; Pleosporales; Pleosporaceae.
AUGUACUAUGGAAAGGUCCUGGACACCCUUGCACAGCACCACCCGGAGUACACUGCUCUUGCUUGGGGAGCUAUAAAGAUUUUGCUCAUGGGUGUAAUCGAACGUGCAACUCUCGUCCAAGAGCUUGCGAAAGCCUUCAUCGCUAUCGGAGACGUCCUCCCUAGAGCCAAAUUGAGCGCCGAGCUAUACCAGACCAACUACAUGAGGGAUGCGCUAUCCCGACUCUACGCUUACAUCAUACGAUUCCUGCAUCUCUGCGUUCGGUGGUACAGCAGAAGCUCUUUAGGCCGGUUUUUCUCCGGCCUCAAAAAUCCGUUCGAGCUCCAUUAUCAGGACUUAGUGGAACAAAUCAAGACACGCUCUGCAGAUGUUCAAGAUCUCGCAAACGCAGGAGCGCGAGUUGAUAUCCGCGAUAUCCUCACGAUUCAGGCGUUGAAGCAUGAUCAAGCACUCAAGAGGUAUGAGAGAAUAGAAGACUGCUUGAAUCAGAUUCUGCAAACGUCAACAUCACACAAGGCUCUUAGUGAGUUCAUGAGCGUCGAUAUAGGCGAGAUCAAGCGAAACACUUGGGAGCUGAAGUUCGACCACGUUCUCCGAUUCCUGGCCCCAGAACAGUCGCCCGAAAAAGCUCUACUGAAGUCGCAGUCGUUCAUUCGUCGCGAUCCGACGCAAGAUAUGCCUUCCCGCGAUGACGCCAAAGUAAAGAAAAUAUUGCAAACUUGGGCUUUCACAGAUCACUCUUCACUUCUGGUGGUACGCAUAGGCUUUGAUGCAAAGAAAAGAGCCAGAGAGCUGGUAGCGGAAGUCAUUCAAACCCUUUCGGGUAAUGGUCAACGUAUCUUCUGGAAUCUCUCUCUACCACGAAGCUCAGAUCGGGCAACACUCAUGUCUGACGUCUUCAAAAGUCUUGUCCAUCAGGCUUUGCGAUACACUCCCGGACUCUUCGCUAAAUUUGCCGAACAGCUCAAUCUCGAGAAGAUUCAGAGUUCCCAUACGGACAGCGAAUGGAUCGAUCUAAUCUGCCUACUCUUUCAGCAGAUCCCAGAUGCCUUCAUCGUGAUUGAAUCUCGAGACAUUUACAAAUCGCAUCGACAUGAUCCAGAAUGGGCAGAGCACCUACUCAAGCUGCUGCAAAGAGCUGUGGAAAAGUCUGAGAAUGUGGGCAAUAGAUUAAGAGUGCUAUUUGUGGUAUAUCGCAACGCACUAAAGUCGCCUAUUGCAACGUCAAUUGACGGCAAGUUACUAGUAACAUCACUACAAACCCCUACUUCUCCACCACCGCGAAUGCGGCAUAUGGCCCGCCGAACAAACUUCAAUACAAAGAUCUGGAAACUGCAGAAGCCGAAGUUUUGA